Camarhynchus parvulus is the source of this 1717-nucleotide messenger RNA. It is a transcript of the gene DNAJC12, whose product is annotated as DnaJ heat shock protein family (Hsp40) member C12. Bases 115 to 699 code for a protein of 194 amino acids. NCBI's taxonomy places the organism in Eukaryota, Metazoa, Chordata, Aves, Passeriformes, Thraupidae. Gene Ontology annotation, cellular component: cytoplasm. The transcript is spliced from 5 exons. The record is from RefSeq and is a predicted model, not a curated record.
GUGUGAGCUCUGCCUGCACGCUGUGCUCCCUGCCGGCUGCUCCGGAUCCCUGAGUGAGCUCUGCCUGCACGCUGUGCUCCCUGCCGGCUGGGGAAGCCCGCUGGACCGGUGCCGAUGGAUGCGAUCCUGAGCUGCAAGCCGGAGGACCUGGAGGAUUACUACAACUUGCUGGGAUGCGAUGAGUUAUCGACGGUCGAACAGAUUCUUGCUGAAUAUAAGAUUAAAGCCCUUGAAUGCCAUCCUGACAAGCAUCCUGGAAACCCCAAAGCAGUGGAGGACUUCCAGCGGCUGCAGCAGGCCAAGGAGACGCUGACCAACGCGGAGCGGCGGGCGCGCUACGAUCACUGGCGCCGGAGCCGAGUCCCCGUCCCGUUCCGGCACUGGGAGGCGCUGAGCAGCUCCGUCAGGACGUCAAUGCACUGGGCUGUCCAAAGUAAGAAGGACCAGAUGCUGGAAGCUCCUGACUUUGGUGAUACCAACAACAUAACCAAUGAGAUGUGGGCCCAACAGAUGGAAAGCAGUGGCGAGGGAUUGUUGGAAGGGAGCAGGGAACAAGAAGAUGUUGCAAUCCCUGAUGUGAAACCACAAUCUUCAAAGAUUCCAGACUCCCCAAAGGGGAAUUACUGGCACUUGCGUUUCCGCUGGUCAGGUGAUGCUCCAUCAGACCUUCUGAGGAAAUUCAGAAACUACGAGAUCUAAAAUGAGAAACACACAGGAGCAAGAGAUCAUCUCUUCAGCGUUCCCUUUGGGCUUUUUAACAGCAGUUAUAAGUUAUUUGUAUUUUGUAUUCUUUAUUGAAAUGUGUUGUUCUAGUCAAUGUCUAAAUACUGAUUUAUCACACGUGCUGUGAGCCUUAUAGAUGGAGAUGUUUCUGUUCAAUAACCUUUUCAGUAUUACUAUAAAGUGAUGUUGUGAAGUUAUCUAACAUCUUGUAUAUUGUUUCUUAUAUUCUCAAAUAUUGUGUAGUGAUUAAUAUUUCUUUCAAUAGUGUGAUGUUAUAAAAAACCUACUCUCAGUAGAACACUGGGCUCCAGGGUAUCCUACUCGGGAGGAUCUUCCAAAAGCUUUACGACAAUGAACUGUAAACAGAGCUGUGCUUAUCUCUUAACUCUGUGCUCUGCUUCACUUCUCCAUUGCAUUGUACUCGCUGCAGUGAUUUAUGAUGUACUCAUUACAAACUUAACUUGUAGGAGAGUUGUGAUCUUGUGUUAUAGAUGAAAUAAGAACGUUCUUGUUAUCCAAGGUCUCUGUGUCAGAUCAAGCACUCCUAAAAAUCACUUGUCUUCUACCUUAACGAGAACACUUUUUGCACCAGCUGUUUGUUUUGGAAGGCAGUUGCAGAACUUUAAUUCUCCAGAUAGCAAUUUUUGUCUUAAGACGUAUUGGUGGAAGACUGAUCCUCUGUGUAUGUGUGCCAGCAUUGUCCCGUGGCUUCAGAGCAAUUCCCCUCCCUGCUCAGGUGUGCUAGACUUGGUUUUACCAGGGCUUUGUGCAGUGAGGAAUGAAACAUCAGACUAGUCAGCGUUAAUGUGUACAAAAUCUCACAUGACAGUUUUUGAUAUUUUGGGCAACUUUUCAAAUUCUACAUUGUUGUUUAUUUAUUUUGUGUUUGUUUUCUUCUUUGCAAACUUGGCUAAUAUGUCAGGUAUUGACAUUGUGGUUUUGUGCAGGCAGAUAAUUCCAUCAGCAGCAAAUAAAACUUCAUGCAUACAGAAAA